Molecule: messenger RNA, 672 nt
Organism: Sclerotinia sclerotiorum 1980 UF-70
Lineage: Eukaryota; Fungi; Ascomycota; Leotiomycetes; Helotiales; Sclerotiniaceae
Exons: 4
Coding region: 1-672 (223 amino acids)
Source: RefSeq, a predicted model, not a curated record
AUGGCGGCUGCAGACUUCAACCAAGACUUGAUAGAAAUGGUCGAAAGUGCCGACGUACCGAAGCCUAUGUGUGAUGAGUUCAAGAAGAUGCUCUCAGGAAUGAAGGCAUGUCUAGCCGAUUGCAUGCCGAAAUACAAGCUUGAUGUCCGUAGGAAAAUACUCAAGUUCAACGACAGCUCCAUCGGCGACGAAGAUACUUUAGAUGACCUCAAGAAUCGCCGAAUGGCUGUAGCCAAGACUAUAUUUGGUAGACUUGGUCCUGAUACAAAUAUCGAAGCUCCAUUAUUCUGCACCUGGGGUUGCAACACCUUUAUUGGUAAAAAUGUGUAUAUCAACAGGGACGUCUCGAUUUUUGAUAGUGCUCCCGUUCAAAUCGGCGACCGUGUACUCAUCGGACCCGGCGUCUGUAUAUGCACAGAUACGCAUGAACUUGACGCUGUAUCCAGGGAAAAAAGCCAGAUGGGAUCUUAUGCGAAACCAAUAGUUAUUGGUAACGAUUGUUGGAUUGGUGGAAAGGCAAUCAUAGUUGCAGGGGUUACAAUUGGGAAUGGAUCGACGGUUGCAGCUGGAGCUGUUGUGGUCAAGGAUGUUGAAGCAAAUUGUCUCGUUGGUGGUGUACCUGCCAAGGUUAUUAGGAGACUUGGUGACGACGCUAUAUUAUCAUCAAAGUAA